Chrysochloris asiatica (Cape golden mole) is the source of this 1428-nucleotide messenger RNA. RefSeq names its product adenosine deaminase, tRNA-specific 3 (gene ADAT3). The transcript has 4 exons. Gene Ontology annotation, cellular component: cytoplasm; nucleus. Lineage: Eukaryota; Metazoa; Chordata; Mammalia; Afrosoricida; Chrysochloridae. The record is from RefSeq and is a predicted model, not a curated record. Gene Ontology annotation, molecular function: tRNA-specific adenosine-34 deaminase activity. Bases 1 to 1428 code for a protein of 475 amino acids.
AUGUUCAUGAAAGGAGACCUGCUGGUGCUCUGGCCCUUCCACAGGCUCUGUGUUUGCCAUCCGCUGAGAGGACUGGUUGUGCAGGGCGGCAGUAACAAUGCCAUGUGCGAGCUACACAGCUGGGCAGGUAGCAGUGAGCAUCUCAGGGCACCCUUGGGAUGUGGCUUUCCCCCACCGGUGUGCCACGAGACAACGUUCCUAAACUGUGUUUCCCCCCUUCGGAGUUGUGGUUUUGUAAGCAAUGCUCACAUGCAGCAGAGCAGUCUAGCUGUGAUCAGUAGGAGCCGCCUGUGUGAGGAGGUGUCUGGGUCAUUCAGGGCCCUGGGCUUGCCGAAACGGCUCAGUCAGUCAGAGUCCGGCCUGCCAAGGAUGGAGCUCUGCGAGGACCAGGAGGCCAGCAGCCUGGAGCCACCAGCAUCGCCGCUGCCGUGGCAAGUGCUGCCGGUUCUGUCGGAGCAGCAAAGCAGGGCGGUGGAGCUGGUGCCCGCCUAUGCCGCACCAGUGCUCGAUCCGCGCCAGACCUCCCGCCUGGUCCGGGAGGUGUCAGCCGCCCUUCCGCUGCCUGCCCAGCCCCACCUCAAGCGGGUGAGGCCGAACUUGGACACGCAGGUCCCGCACGCACUCGAGCUGCUGCUGUGCCUGGCAGGGCCGUCCCCGGGGGCGCGCACGCUCGCCGAGCUUCUGCCGCCUGCCGUGGAUGCUCACGGACUGGGGCCGCCCUUCCUGGUACCUGUGCCGGCCUGGCCUCCGCUGACGCGUGCCCAGUUUGAGGCGGCGCAGGCGCACUGGCCCUCAACCUUCCACGAGGACAAGCAGGUGACAUGCGCGCUGGCUGGCCGGCUCUUCUCGCCGCAGGAGCGGGCCCGCAUGCAGGGCCACAUGGAGCGGGCUGUGUGGGCGGCACAGCAUGCUGCGGCGCGGGGCCUGCGGGCCGUGGGCGCCGUGGUGGUGGAGCCGGGCUCCGGCCGUAUUCUGGCCACGGGCCACGACUGCAGCAGUUCCUCCAGCCCCUUGCUACACGCCACCAUGGUGUGUGUGGACCUUGUGGCCCAGGGCCAGGGCCGCGGUGCCUAUGACCUGGGGCACCAUCCUGCCUGCUCCUUCGAAGUGACUGCUGCCCCCCAGCUCCCGGUGAGGCCGGGCACCGUGCGGAAGCUGGAGCACCGGGAUGAGGAUGGGGACAGCAAGGAUGGGCUCCCGUACGUGUGCACCGGCUACGACCUGUACAUCACCCGCGAGCCCUGUGUCAUGUGCGCCAUGGCGCUCGUGCAUGCCCGUAUCCGCAGGGUCUUCUACGGGGCGCCCUCACCCGAUGGUGCCCUGGGCUCUCGCUUCCGCCUGCACGCCCGACCUGACCUCAACCACCGCUUCCAGGUGUUCCGCGGUGUGCUGGAGGACCAGUGCGGCCAGCUCGACCCCGACAUGUAG